CGCAGACGUCACAACCUACAAAAUUCGAGUUGUGGACGACGACGAGCGGUGUGGUGUGUGCCUUUCGUCUCACGCGGUAAUGCAGCUGAUGCCAAACUACUCAGGCCUCCGUUAAUGGUCGAGCCAUUGCUGCUCACGACCCUCCGUCGCCCGCUCGCGAAAACGAUGACCAACGCCAUCCGCAUCCAGCUUGCCCCCGACUUUUUCAGCCCGCGCCCGCGCAACGCCAAGGGAAAAGAGCGCAUGUCUGACGACACCGUCCUCUCCUUUCUCGCCGCCAAAUCUCAGGACUGGUCAUGCCGCAUGCGCGUUUCCGUGUGGUGCCAAAACGGCACGCAUAGACCUGAAAGUGAUGCUCCCCCGCGAAAACGGCCGCGCGGGCCUCGCAGAGCGCGCUCUUCUCCUCCACCCAUCCGCGGUAUAUCAAUACUACACCAACGGCGCGGGCAGCAAGCUCGACAAGUCUCACAGCUGUCAUCCGAGCCCCCACCGCUGCCCGACAGCGACGAAGGGGAGCCAAUACCCAUACCCGACCCCCCAUCAGAAACGUCGGCUGACGCGUUAGUCGAUGACCCCGAUUCGCCGCGCAAUGUUCCAGACCCUCCUGCACCGGGCCCGCAUCUGGACCGCCUCCGUGGGUUCAAGAAUGAGCCGGACGCGAAUUUGGAGGAGCUUUGGUCGUCAUUCGAGGUCGCCGACACGUAUGGCCUUUUGGGAGAGUUGUCGGCGGAGGAGCUGUUGGGGUUGGUGGAGGCGAUGGCGGACACACUGGAGCUGACUAGUCAGCAGGAUGAUCUGGAUAGGCUGCAUAAAUGGGGCGAACGCGUUGGUCGCGUUUUGGAAUCAGUUUCAUCGGACUCUGAGGCUUUCCACCACUUACAGGCCCGAGUAAUGGCAUUGCAGGGCGAUGUUCAAAAAGCCCUGGAUAUUGCACAGGCUCAUCGACCUGACUAUGCCGACUUUGGCCCUUUUUUACGCGUUUACGAAUCGAUACUGGUCUCGACCUGGCGCCAUUUCGACCGCGUUCGUGCUCUCGAGUUUUUAGUGUUGGAGUGGAAGACAAUUGGCUCGUAUCUUCUCACUGAAACAAGCCGGAUCCACUCAGGCAGUCCAACAAUUGCCAAUGCUGGCCGGUCUCUGCGACAGACUGCAUUUGCGAUUGUCUCCGCUCUACCCGACCCCGUUGGGCUGCUUGCCCAGAAACGCAACUCGGACUGGGAUGAUACACAAAGGCAACACAUGGGUGACCUCCUCAUCGAGGCCCUGAUCCGGGCUGACCUCCCUUUGGAGUCUUCCAAUGUCCUCCUCGAAAUGCGACGGCAGCAUUUGGAUGCCGCACCCCAUAUGCAACUCUUCCUCGUUCGAGCUUUAGCUCGCGAGCAUUGUUUUGCCGAGGCCCAGCAGCUGUUCAGCUCUCUCCCCCGAGAACGCCGAUUCGACUAUUUUUUCACCGGGCUUUACCUAAACGCCCACGAAGGGCUUGAAACGGCUGCAUUGGAUUACUUUAACCGAAUCGCCGACGCGGGGUGGAUGACUUCCAAAGUGGUAGUCCAGCUCAUGUAUGUUUAUGCCAUCCAGGGCCACACCAAGGAGACCGUACACGUAUUUCAAGAAUACUUUCCGGAGGACGAUGACGGUGUCCCAAGCAACAAUCCCACUUUGGAGCAUUUUGGCGUUGGUUUAUUGGCGCAUGCGCAAAGCGGAGACUAUACUGGGACGCGUUUCUGGCUGGAGCUUAUGCGGAGACUUGGGCUCGAGCCCGAUGCCUACGUCUUCUCUACUAUCUUGAAGACAUUUGCGCUACAAGGCGACCUUGACUCCAUUUCUGUGGUGCUUGACCAAAUGCGCCAGGCUGGCUGUCGGCCAAACCACGUGACAUACACUACUGUGAUGACGCUUCUUGCACAUAGGAAGGACCCUGCCAAUGUGGAGGCGCUGUACGCUCGCGCACUUCGCGAGGGCGUCAUUCCGGACACAAAGAUGGUUGCGACGGUGAUGAAUGCGCACGUUGAGGCCGGCUCAUGGGCCGGAGUGAUCCGGGCUUUCGAUUUCACCCGGGCCGCCCCACACCGAGCACUUACCAUCGGGGUUUACAACAUCCUUCUCAAGGCGUAUGUGCAGAUCGGUGCUCCAUUUCGCAUUGUCUCCCGCGUUUUUGCACGGCUGGAGAAACUUAGGCUCCGGCCUGACGCGUAUACUUUCACGCUGCUCCUCCAGUCAGCAUGUGAUGCGCGAAUGAUGGAUGUGGCUGAGGACAUCUUUGGCGAGAUGGAGAGGCUCGCGGAGCGCUGGGGCUCCUCGCGUCACGUGACAACGUGGGCGUUGACGGUGAUUAUGGCGGGCUUCCUGCGGCUCGGGCAAGGUACACGUGCCAUGGCGGUAUACGAGGACAUGGGCAAGCGUGGACUGCGGCCUAACUCGAUCACAUAUGGCCACAUAUUGACCUCGUAUGGCCGGGAAGGCACGGAAGAUAGCUUCAAGCUCGCGGAGGAGUUCAUCAAGACUGUCAAGAAAGCCGGUCCAGAGCGCAGGCGGGACUGGGAUACACCUGACUAUGGGCGACUGCCAGCUCGCUCGCGGCUGUACAUUCCGCUGAUGCGGUCAUACAUCCAGAAGCGCCGCCCGAAAGAAGUUGCUCGAUUGUUUGGCGAGAUUAUCCAGGACGGGGGGACGCCGACGCUGAGUCUGUUGACCAUCUUACUCAGGUCUUACAGUGCCAUGCAUGACAUUCGCAGCAUCGUCUCGUUGUGGCCUCAGAUCUUCGAGCUCGGCGUUAAAUACUGUGCUGUGCCGGUGGUGGAAGAACACGCGGAAUCCCGAAUUCACACCUUUGUCCUCUGCGACCCACUGUCGAUCUACAUCCGAGAGCUGGCCCGGGCGGAGAUGCACGACGAAAUUGCGCGGGUAUGGCGUGAGUUCCAGGAGGCUGGAUUCUCCUUCUCCUCCGACAACUGGAACGAGCUUGGCCUUGCACUGUUGGGCGCGGGCGAACUUGAGCGGGCGUGUGAGGUGCUUGAACGCGUGGUGUUGCCUUACCAGCGGCAGUCCGUCCAAGCCAAGCGCCAACGAACCGUGAAGCCAACAUCGCCUUUGUUAUUUGCGGAUGACACCGUCAUACCUGUCCCAUUGGAACUCCCGAAGAGGGCUAAGACUCGGGCUGAUGCGAAUAAGUGGCACAACUACCACCGGCGCGCGGCUGAAGAGCUCGGCAGCGCGGAGCACGCGGACGACCUUGCGCACCAGCUGCACAUUGUCCACCAAAUCUCGCCCGUGUGGAACUCGUGGACGCCGCGGCACUCGCUGCUGGGUGGGCUCUUCCGGAAUCUGCUCCGGCUCCGGGCCGGCCAUCCGAUUGACGCGGAACGGGAGGACAUGGCGAUGGAUGAGUCCACGAUGGAGAAGGACGAACUGGCCGCGAGGAAGAGGGAGGCGGCGACGAGGCUUGAGAAGAUCCUCGUCAGCUACCCUGACACGGUUGCGGAGGUGUCGUGGUUUGAGGACAAGGAGCAGCGUCGUCUCGGAAAGUGGUAUGAACGAGUGUACCCUUGGGCAGCAGCCAUUCGUUAA
Molecule: messenger RNA, 3567 nt
Organism: Mycena indigotica
Lineage: Eukaryota; Fungi; Basidiomycota; Agaricomycetes; Agaricales; Mycenaceae
Exons: 2
Coding region: 115-3567 (1150 amino acids)
Molecular function (GO): protein binding
Source: RefSeq, a predicted model, not a curated record